Messenger RNA from Amoebophrya sp. A25, 3103 nucleotides. NCBI's taxonomy places the organism in Eukaryota, Dinophyceae, Syndiniales, Amoebophryaceae. The record is from the annotation of a GenBank genome assembly.
GAAAAAUCAAUUUGAGCAUGUUCCACGUAGUUCUUGUUUUCACCCUUUGUUGUUGGUGUUCCUUCUUCAUUUCAUUUUUCUAGUUGUUUUUCUUUGGGUGCGACUAAAUUUAGGUUAAUCUUCUUCCUCAGACAGACCAUUGAUUUAUUUAUGUCUGGUUUCAUCAACUACAUGUCAAAAAUAUGUUGCAAAAAGACGACGACGACAAGGAUGACGGUAAGCCUGCUGGACCUCGAUUCCCCCUGAAGAACAAGAAAGGGCUAGUCCGUGGUCUCUUACAGCAUCGAUUGAAGAAUGCGGACAACGAAUUAAGAAAUUUCCUUCAUGAUUAGGAAGGAUAAGGUGGAAGUCGUGCACUCAUUUAAUAUCAUAGAGAGUAAGUUUCUCGUAAGUAACUCGAACACCUGCGUGAUCAUUAGGAACUCCAACUAAGCCUAAGUCUCUUCAACGUAGAGAUCAUCUUGUGCAUCUACUUGAUCACGGCAGACUCGUAAAUGUUGGAUUGAAGUACUUCUUCUAGAUCAGUUGUACUAAUGUAAGACUCUAAACUAAGCUGCGGAAAUUCUUCCAGGGUUAUUCCUUGGGAGUGCAGGCAGCUUGGAAUCAGAGAGACGCUUCUUAAGGCUGCUAGUCGGUCAUUGUCUGGCAUGGACGGACCACGUUGGGUGGGUAGGCCUUCCUGCUAGAGGGAUGGGAAGUUUUUCUUCCUCUUAGGCAAGGGGUGGGUUAUUCUCUGACUCAGACGAGUUCAGUCAACAUGAACGAGAACACCUUAGUUCUAGAGGAAAAAACUGAGGUGAUCUUUUAGUAGUAAAGGGCAUGUUGCACGCCACUCAAUGACCCGGGAUAAUCGCCUGUCAUUCCAACUUGAUGCUUUGUAAUGAAUAGCUUGGACAUACAUAGCUUCCAAGUUAUCUCCUACAACUUAUCACUUGUGCAGCCUCCAUCAAAGAUAUUGAUGGAUCGACUACCUUGUUUACUAAGAUUUACUCGUGUGAUUCGGUGUGCGCCAGACCUUCCGAGACCAGCGGGGGCAGAGGUCGUCCUUGAUCUCAACAUGAAAGAUACUGGCGACUUCGCGGAGUUGCGACGCGUAUUGGAUAAAAACAGGGUGCUGGACUUCAUCUUAAGAUUUUCUCGUCCUGGUUGUUAUAUGGUCAGAAAUGAGGCUCCUUGAUAUUUUCCCUGACCUUUAAACUCCUAAUUAAUAGUAAUCCUCGUGUCUUAUAGGAUGCUGGGCUUUAUCUUAACAAGAUCAAUUCAUGAUGCUCUUGUUCUACUUCUACACCUGAACUUACACCGCAUAGGCACAGCACCCUGCAACGUUCAGCCUCGCUCUAAUCUUUGAAGACGGUGUACAAAUUUAAGGCCAUAGUAUAGAACAAGAUGUUGUAUUCAUCUCACGUUGUUGUAAGUGUAAGUAUGUAUGCUCAGUGUCUCCAAUGACUAGGUAAAGAUAGCUGCGUGUUUAGUAAAACAAUAGCACCAAGGUUUCCUUUUCUUGGUAAGUAGGACAGUAACACUUAGUUACAUUUCCUCCUGAGUCGAUGGCGUAGUACUGUGUGAAUGUGACAGACUACCUGAAGAAGAAGAUGACGAAGCUGUUGUUAAUUAUACUUCGAUAAGACUCAUCUUUGUAGUCCUACUCCUAUUGCUUUUCCUGAAAUUCUAAUGUCUACUAUAUGCUUACUUGUUGUUUAUAGUUUUUACUUCGUUCUUCUUCUGGUCUAAAAAGAAGCGUGCGCGGCCUCUCCUUCAGAGCAAUCGACACGUUGUUGUUCCGACGACAAGGCCUUGCCUGCGACUGAGACAAGUUCAACAUCUUCACAUAAAGGCGUUUUGGUUUGCUGUCGCCAAGGUCGCUCUCGCUCGGUCUCGGUGGUCUGUGCGUUUCUGAUUUAUGCAGUUGUAAGCAUUGCUACUACAUUAACGAAGGAACAGUUCCGUACAACUACAUCAACUACUGAGAAGUAGACGAAAUGGAGGAAAGAACAAGCAACACGGAAGAUGACAGCAGACAAGAACUGUGGUUGUCAAAAACAAAUAGUGAUAUACCCGGCAAAUUAGCGCUCCUCUAGGAGAUACUCUUUUGCUGGCUGACCUCAUCGGUAGUCACGUGCAACUACAAACGAGGUUCCAUGACAUGACAAAACCGCAUCAAUUGCUCUAGGAUAGUACAACCAUUCAACUACAACUACAACUAUUGGUAUUGCAUCAGUCUACAACUUUAAGCAAGUAGUUUCAUUUCUCACUCCUUUAUGAUUAUGCCGAUCUGCAGUCAUGUCCUUUAUUCCAUAUUGUGAAUAAAUCGAUUUUUGAACUUGAUUGUGAAAGACCACGACUAUAGCUUCUUCUGCUUUUCUCAGCACGGGGGAGCCCACUCUAAUAAGUGCUGCGACGUGGCUACAGUUUCGAUUAUGGCCUGUUUUUUGUGAUACUUAUAGCCAGAGUAGUUUAUAGCACGCAUGGUGCAUGGAGUAGCAUGGAGUGCAUGGAGCGCAGAGCUUUAAGGGGCGCAAGAAGCUCCCCCUUUAGCUCCAUGCUACUCCAUGUGAUCCAUGCACUCCAUGCCAUGCGAGCCGUGAAACCUUAUAAAUUGCUCUGUUAUAAUACAAUUUCCUCGAUUAUGGAUAUGGAUCUCGAUUACAUGGACAUGGUAUGUAGAUGAAUGAUCAAUACCUCCUGUAUUAAAUUUUGAACGAAGUAGAUAAAGUUCUGUGGAUUUUGAACUAAUAAUAAUUUCUGUGGAUUUUGAACUAAGUAGAUAAAGUUCUAACUGCAUGCUGCUCUGGACCUGAUACGUUCGAAGAGACCAGUCGUGAGUCCAAACAUGGGUUUUGUUUUGUGCUUAAAGAAGCUAGAACGUGAGACUUCUUCCAAAUGAAAAGGAGCCUACCCAUCUUUGAUGAAGGUCUGAACCCCAUCCAUGUAGCAAGUUUGCCGUGGAGCGAUAAGCCCCAUAUAAUUAUAGGGCGUUCCUAUAAUUCCAUGCCUAGAGAUCGUUGCUGGUUUUGAGAAUCAUCUUAUUGUCACACCCUAUGCAUAGAAAACGGAGAUGAAGAUGAGGACUGCGAUAGGGUUCGCAUCGUCCGCAGUCGGUAGG